Molecule: messenger RNA, 2781 nt
Organism: Fusarium verticillioides 7600
Lineage: Eukaryota; Fungi; Ascomycota; Sordariomycetes; Hypocreales; Nectriaceae
Product: DNA repair protein rhp54
Exons: 2
Coding region: 148-2565 (805 amino acids)
Biological process (GO): reciprocal meiotic recombination; double-strand break repair via synthesis-dependent strand annealing
Cellular component (GO): nucleus
Molecular function (GO): ATP binding; DNA translocase activity; hydrolase activity, acting on acid anhydrides
Source: RefSeq, a predicted model, not a curated record
GCGUGUUUCUGCCUGCUGUCGCGUCGAUUCACUGACAUCGCGCUUGCCUAUGUAUUUACCCUCCAUUGAUUCUCGCUGGGGUGGCAAGAAGUCUUUCAUACUUGGAACAAUUGCUCGACAAGUCUCUGAAACGAGAAAAGAUUCAAGAUGGGAGCAGCAUCCCCUCUCGUCGCGACGCCACUCGCUGGCAAGGACAAAACUCUAGGCAAGCGGAUGCCAACGCCCUCUUCGAUUGACCGUCUUCACAAACCAUUCAAAUGUCCUGGUGUCGCUGGAAGAAGUCCGGCUGUUAAUCGACCUUCUCGCAAGCGAAGAAAGGUUGAUUAUGGUGGUGCCGACGGUGAAGCAGAUAGUGAUAAGCCAUACUCCAACGACGAAAGGCUUGCGCUUGCCACUCGAGAUAUCAACCGUUUCCCCGUUUUCCAGGCCAAAGAUAAAGGUCUCGUUUUCCGCAAGGCCUUUUCCGUGCCAUUGAAGAACAAGGACAGCGCUGCAUACAACCCCAAUCGUGCCCCUCCUACACUGGGUCUGCGGCAAGGUGCAGUCUUCAUUGCGAAGCCCCUACAUGACCCUAGUGGCGAAUUCGCAAUUGUCCUUCAUGACCCGACUGUCGACGACAAACCAAAAGAUGUCCCCAAGGCACUUGAGCCCGCCAAGACAGAAGCUGCUAACGGGAAACUUGAUGCUCCACUCGUACACAAGAGUCUUGCUGAGAUUCUCGGAAUCAAGAAGAAGGUGGACGGCGAACACCCUCGCGUUCCAGUCGUCAUUGACCCGAAGCUGGCCAAGAUCCUUCGUCCCCAUCAGGUUGAAGGUGUCAAAUUUAUGUAUCGAUGUGUUACUGGUCUGAUUGAUGAGAAGGCCAAUGGCUGCAUUAUGGCCGACGAAAUGGGUCUCGGAAAGACUCUUCAGUGCAUCUCUCUCAUGUGGACACUACUCAAGCAAUCCCCCGAUGCUGGGAAGCCGACAAUUCAGAAAGCAAUCGUUGUCUGUCCUGCCAGUUUGGUCAAGAAUUGGGCAAACGAGUUGGUGAAGUGGCUUGGUCCUAAUGCCAUCAACCCAUUCGCCAUCGAUGGAAAGGCGUCUAAAGAAGAACUGACGCGCCAGCUUCGACAGUGGGCAAUUGCUAGCGGACGGGCCGUUACCAGGCCAGUCAUCAUUGUUUCCUACGAAACUCUACGACUGAACGUGGAGGAGCUGAAGCACACAAAGAUUGGCCUGCUUUUCUGUGAUGAGGGACAUCGUCUCAAGAAUAGCGACAGCAAUACCUUCAACGCUCUCAACAGUCUUAAUGUUUCGCGGCGUGUCAUUCUCACAGGCACACCUAUCCAGAACGAUCUGACGGAGUAUUUCUCGCUCACAAGUUUUGCAAAUCCCGAUCUGCUCGGCACACGACUGGAGUUUCGCAAACGCUACGAGAUUCCAAUCCUCCGUGGUCGAGAUGCUGAUGCGUCAGAGGAAGAUCGAAAGAAGGGCGAUGAGAGCACUGCGGCAUUGCUUAAUGUUGUCAACAAGUUCCUGAUCCGUCGUACAAACGACAUCCUUUCCAAGUACCUGCCUGUCAAGUACGAGCACGUUGUGUUCUGUAAUCUUGCACCCUUCCAGUUUGACCUCUACAACUACUUCAUCAAGAGUCCUGACAUUCAGGCUCUCCUGAGAGGCAAGGGAAGUCAGCCCCUGAAAGCCAUCAACAUUCUCAAGAAGCUCUGCAACCAUCCUGAUCUUUUGAACAUGGCGGACGAUCUGCCGGGCUCAGAGCAGUGCUUCCCAGACGACUAUGUGCCCAAGGAAUCCCGUGGUCGAGAUCGCGAGAUCAAGUCAUGGUAUUCUGGCAAAAUGGCAGUGUUGGAUCGCAUGCUGGCUCGCAUCCGCCAAGAUACAAACGACAAGAUUGUGUUGAUUAGCAACUAUACUUCAACACUGGAUCUUUUUGAACGAAUGUGCCGCUCUCGUCAGUAUGGUUGUUUGAGACUCGACGGAACCAUGAACGUCAACAAGCGUCAGAAGCUUGUUGAUCGGUUCAACGACCCUGAAGGUGACGAAUUCGUCUUUCUACUGAGCAGCAAGGCUGGUGGAUGUGGUAUCAACCUGAUUGGCGCGAACCGCCUGGUGCUAUUCGACCCCGAUUGGAACCCGGCUGCUGAUCAACAGGCGCUUGCUCGAGUGUGGCGCGAUGGACAAAAGAAGGACUGCUUCGUGUACCGCUUCAUCGCAACGGGCACUAUUGAGGAGAAGAUUUUCCAGCGCCAGUCUCACAAACAGAGUUUAUCUUCUUGCGUUGUGGACUCGGCGGAAGAUGUUGAACGACAUUUCUCGCUCGACAGUCUCCGUGAGCUUUUCCAGUACCGGCCAGAUACCAAGAGCGACACUCAUGAGACGUUCAAGUGCAAGCGGUGUAAGCCUGAUGGCAAGCAGUAUAUCAAGGCGCCGGCCAUGCUGUAUGGUGACACCAGCACAUGGAAUCAUUUUGUCAACGAAGGACUGAAGCCAAUUCAGGACUUGCUCUUGAGGCAAGAAUGUGGAGAGUCCGAGGUUUCUGCUGUGUUCCAGUACAUUUCUCACUAAGUAAUCAGCUGCGUGUCUUUAAUAAUUCAUGUUCACGAGGCAUUCGGGGCGUUCUUGUGGAUUAGCGGUAUUGGAAGGUCAUGAUCUGUUUUACGGAGUUUCAUCCCAGACCUGUUUAGGUAGACAGGCUUCAUUGUAGAGCGAUAUUAUAGGUCAAAAUACUGAUAGAAUAUAAAAUACUACAAGUGUCCCAGAGCACAGUGGGUUUUGCACCAA